GUGCCAAGGUGACGUCCACAGACCUGCCGGAGGUGCUGAGUAACCUUCAGUAUAACGUCCUGCGUAACACCAGGGGUUCCUGUAGACACGCUCCUCGUGUCACUGAGCUGUCCUGGGGGAAGGAGCUGGAACAACACUUCCCUCAGGCUGCCUGUCACUACGACUACGUGUUCGCUGCCGGCGUGGUGUACUGCCACCCUUACCUGGCGGAACUCUUGGACACCUUCGAUCACCUGUGUCAGGGCGGAGCGGAGAUCCUCUGGGCCAUGAGGUUCCGUCUGGACAGAGAGAACCAGUUCGUAGAACGGUUCCAGACCAGGUUCCAUCUGGAUGAAUUGUACGAUCUGCCCAGUCUCAGUAUUAAACUGUACCGAGCAUCGAGGAAGGAGAUGGGGAGGAAGACACGGUCUGGAGAGGCAGCUUAAUACUACCAUGCUCUACGGAAGCAGACACUGCAGGGGAUGGAGAGAUGGGGAGGAAGACACGGUCUGGAGAGGCAGCUUGAUACUACCAUGCUCUACGGAAGCAGACUGAGAGAUGGGGAGGAAGACACGGUCUGGAGAGGCAGCUUAAUACUACCAUGCUCUACGGAAGCAGUCUGAGACACUGCAGGGGGAUGGAGAGAUGGGGAUGUGUGUUCUUUGAUUGAAUCCCGGCCACUCACUCAGAGAACAAGCCCCUCCCCACCCCGCCAAGCCCCUCCCCACCCAGCCCCUCCCCA
Molecule: messenger RNA, 721 nt
Organism: Oncorhynchus nerka (sockeye salmon)
Lineage: Eukaryota; Metazoa; Chordata; Actinopteri; Salmoniformes; Salmonidae
Product: protein-lysine methyltransferase METTL21E-like
Exons: 1
Biological process (GO): peptidyl-lysine methylation
Cellular component (GO): cytosol; cytoplasm
Molecular function (GO): protein-lysine N-methyltransferase activity
Source: RefSeq, a predicted model, not a curated record